Molecule: messenger RNA, 1179 nt
Organism: Drosophila rhopaloa
Lineage: Eukaryota; Metazoa; Arthropoda; Insecta; Diptera; Drosophilidae
Gene: Or1a
Product: odorant receptor 1a
Exons: 3
Coding region: 1-1179 (392 amino acids)
Biological process (GO): sensory perception of smell; detection of chemical stimulus involved in sensory perception of smell
Cellular component (GO): plasma membrane
Molecular function (GO): olfactory receptor activity; odorant binding
Source: RefSeq, a predicted model, not a curated record
AUGUCAAAGCUAAUCGAGGUGUUUCUGGUGAAUCUGUGGACGCAGCGCUUCACCUUUGCCUGCAUGGGACUGGAUUUGCAGCCCAAAAAGGGCAAAGUUCUGCAAUCCCCGGCUCUUUAUGGCAUCAUGUUUCUGGCCACCGGCUUUGAACUGUGCACCGUGUGCGCGUUUAUGGUCCAACAUCGCAACCAAAUCGUGCUCUGUUCCGAGGCCUUGAUGCAUGGCUUGCAGAUGAUCUCCUCGCUGCUGAAGAUGGCCAUAUUCUUGGCCAAAUCCCACGACCUGGUGGCCCUCAUUCAUCUGAUUCAGGCUCCUUUUACGGAGCUCGGGGAUCGAGGAGUCUCGGAAUGGAGAGCCCAGAAUCACAGGGGCCAACUGAUGGCCGCCAUUUACUUCAUGAUGUGUGCAGGAACGAGUGUCUCCUUUCUGCUGGUGCCAGUGGCUUUGACCAUGACCAAAUACUUUUCCACUGGUGAUUUCGCACCAGCCAGCUCCUUUCGGGUGAUACUUCCCUACGACGUGACCCAACCGCAUAUUUAUGCCAUGGACUGUUGCCUGAUGAUUUUUGUGCUGAGCUUCUUCUGCUGCUCCACCACCGGAGUGGAUACCUUAUAUGGAUGGUGUGCCCUGGGCUUGAGUUCCCAGUACCGUCGUCUUGGUCAGCAAUUGCAGUGUAUCCAAAUGAACUCCGAUUCCUCGCGUUCUGAUUUGGGCCUAAGUUCCCUUUUUUCCGAACAUGCUCGUCUUCUAAGAUUGGUGCAACACUUUAAUGCCAGCUUUAUGGAGAUCGCUUUCGUAGAGGUUCUGGUAAUCUGUGUGCUCUAUUGCUCCGUGAUCUGCCAGUUCAUAAUGCCGCAUACCAACCAGAAUUUUGCCUUUCUUGGCUUCUUUUCGAUGGUGGUCACUACGCAGUUGUGCAUUUACCUUUUCGGAGCGGAACAAGUGCGUUUGGAGGCCGAGAGAUUUUCCAGCCAGCUCUACGAAGUAAUCCCCUGGCAGAGACUUUCCCCACAACAUCGAAGACUUUUCAUUUUUCCACUUCAACGAGCUCAACGCGAAACUGUUCUGGGGGCAUAUUUUUUCGAACUGGGAAGACCUCUUCUCGUUUGGAUAUUUCGCACAGCGGGCUCCUUUACAACUUUACUGAAUGCCCUGUAUGCAAAAUACGAGACGCCUUAA